AGAGAGAGAGAGAGAGAGAGAGAGAGAGAGAGAGAGAGAGAGAGAGAGAGAGAGAGAGAGAGAGAGAGAGAGAGAGAGAGAGAGAGAGAGAGAGAGAGAGAGAGAGAGAGAGAAUUUACAACGUGGAUCUCACCAUUCAUUCCCCUGUAUCUCUGGCUGAUCAUACUAGAGCCGGAGGUUUCCAGCGCUCUGUCCUGGACCCAGCCAGGUGUGGCACGUGGAAAGUCAGGAGGGGAGACAGGGGUAGCUCCAAGCCCACCCUGCACUGCUCUGGCCAGCCCCGUCCUAACCUAGUGCAGAGUCCCCCUCUCCUGUACCCAUCCCCGGAUCCCCAAGGGCUCUCCCGCUCCACUUUCAUCCUUACUCUUGGGACAGCAAUACGGGACAACAUCCUGGAGGAAGGCGCAGGAUCAGGCUGGGAGCAUGCACCACUCUGGGGGGCCCGUGGCCAAUGCCUCCUUUCUGGCCUUGAAUGAGUCGUCCUGCCAAGGGGCCGGGACUGGGAGCGGCUGUGCCAACAGCUCCGGGCCAACCGGGCCUCCGCGCCUAGUGGACGCCUGGCUGGUGCCGCUCUUCUUCGCUGCUCUCCUGGUGGUGGGGUUGGCAGGCAACUCGCUAGUCAUCUAUGUGAUCUCUAAGCACAAGCAGAUGAGGACCGUCACCAACUUCUACAUAGCCAACUUGGCAGCCACAGACAUCAUCUUCCUGGUAUGCUGUGUGCCCUUCACAGCUAUGCUCUACCCCCUUCCCAGCUGGGUCUUUGGAGAGUUCAUGUGUAAGUUUGUCAGCUACAUCCAGCAGGUGUCUGUCCAGGCCACCUGUGUCACCUUGACAGCCAUGAGUGUGGACCGCUGGUACGUUACCGUGUUCCCCCUGCGUUCCCUACGCUACCGCACCCUCCGGUUGGCCUUUGCUGUGAGCCUGGGGAUCUGGGUUGGGUCCUUCCUGGUGUCCAUUCCUGUGCCCAUGUACAAUCGACUCUCCGAAGGCUACUGGUUCGGGCCACAAACGUACUGCAUCGAGGAGUUCCCAUCUGUGACCCAUGAGCGUGUCUUCAUCCUUUAUAACUUUCUGGCCGUCUAUCUACUGCCUCUUCUGACUCUCUGUGUCUGCUACACAGCCAUGCUGUACCAGAUGGGGCGACCCACCGUCGAGCCAGUGGCUGACAAUAAUUAUCAGGUACAGCUGCUGGCGGAACGUUCGGAAGCCAUGCGGGCUAAGGUGUCCCGUUUGGUGGCUGCCAUUGUGCUGCUCUUUGCUGUGUGCUGGGGCCCCAUUCAGCUCUAUAUCCUCCUCCAGACCUUUAGUCCUGGCUUCCAACAUGACUUUGCUGCCUAUAAGGUGAAGAUCUGGGCUCACUGCAUGUCCUACAGCAACUCCUCCCUCAACCCUGUACUUUAUGCCUUCCUAGGAGCCAACUUCCGCAAGGCUUUCCACAAGGUCUGUCCUUUGGCUGGGCGUGUGGGCAGUGCCAGCAUCCCUAGUGCCAACCUCAACACAGAGCUUCAUUUUGUGUCCUCCGGGCUGCCAGCUUCCCUCCGCCAGCCCCAGCCGGAGGGAGGGGUCCCAGCCCCAGUGGCCCAGUGAGACCCUAUGGUUGAUCCACUGGCAUUGGCUGUUAGAUAAGGGCAGCCUAUCCUAGAACCAUUCCCUCCCUCAUUACAUAGUCCUCAAGCUAGAUUCUUUGUAAGGGCACAGAAAGGUAAGAUUCUUGCCUGCAAAGAGCUCCCAGUCUGGAAAUCGGAAUAGGGCAGCCAAAACCCAGUGCCAGGGAGGUGGUUUAGAUCCCGAACCCUAGAAUUUCAGAGCUUGGAGGAGCCUUUGGAUCCCCUUAACUCACCUCUGGCAUGAGAUUGGUCCUGAUUCUCCCCCAUUGCAAAAGCCCUCCCCUCUGUUCCCAAGAACUUGGUAUGUAUUUUGUAUGUUGACUUGUCUGUGCUCAUACUGCUUCCUGCUCCUUCCCAAUAGAACAGAAAUUCCUUGAAGGCAGAUGAUGCUUCCUUUUCUCCUCUUUGUGUCCCUAGAGCCUAGUGUAAGGCAUCAGGCACAAAGUAGACACUUAAUGCACGGAGAAAAUGAAUGCUAUAGAAGGGGGAAUGGGAGCGAGAAAGGAGGGAACUUAUCCACAACCACACAAGAGUUAAGACACCUCCAGGACAAGAAACCAAGUCUCCAGGUUCCCAGUAUAUGGUUCUUUGUUUUCUCCUUUAAACCCUUACCUUCCAUCUUAGAAUCCAUACUGUUUAUGGGUUCUACGGCAGAAGAGUGGUAAGGGCUAGGCAAUGGGGGUUAAGUGACUCUCCCAGGGUCACACAGCCAGGAAGUGUCUAGAUCUGAACCUAGGACCUCCCCUCUCUAGGCCUGGCUCUCCAUCCACAGAGCCCCCCAGCUGCCCCCCAUGGUUCUUGUAGAUACAAAUGUUUGAUCCAGCCACGCAACCCAUCCCUCUCUCUUCUCCCUCAAAAGGGACCAAAUCUUGAAGGAAGCAGGGAUGCAGGCUCACAUUCUGCCACUAGGUGUCACUGUUUGCCCACUGAAAAUCUUCCCAAAGGCCAAGACAAGAGCCGCCUGCCUCAAGAACGGUAGAGAGGUGCUCCUCCCAGGUUCCCCUAGCUCAGCCCAUCGGGAGCUCCCAGGGUGUACACGGGAGUUUGGACCCUCAGUCAGUUUCCGCGCAGGGGUCCUCCGCUCUUGUCGCGGUAGCCAGACUUCCAUUUUCGUCUGCGUUGGACAGCUCCCUCGGUUCAAAGCCCUUAUGCAGCACCGAGGAUGGUGAGACCGCCAGACCCGCAAGGGCAGCCCGCUUCCCACUCGUCCCCUCAGCCCGUGUUUGUGAAAUGAAUAAACGAGUGUCGUGAGACCCUGG
Messenger RNA from Monodelphis domestica (gray short-tailed opossum), 2866 nucleotides. RefSeq names its product KISS1 receptor (gene KISS1R). NCBI's taxonomy places the organism in Eukaryota, Metazoa, Chordata, Mammalia, Didelphimorphia, Didelphidae. Gene Ontology annotation, molecular function: G protein-coupled receptor activity. Gene Ontology annotation, biological process: G protein-coupled receptor signaling pathway. The record is from RefSeq and is a predicted model, not a curated record. Gene Ontology annotation, cellular component: plasma membrane.